GCGUUGACAAAGGGGGGCUCGAGUCUCAACUACCACUGGCAGGAGGUGUCUUCCCCGAGCUCCGGUCACCAUGUGGCCCUGGCCAGUGGUUUUGACUUUGUGGUCCUGCAGGAUCGGUCGGACAUCCCGAGCAGGUGCUGCUACACGGAUCAAGACGAAGACUUUGAGGCGUCGACCAGGGCGCUCGUUCAGCUCGACGCCGCGAUCAAGGAGGCGGGAGCAACGACGGUCCUCUACCAGACGUGGGGCCGCCGCGGCAGCCUCAACCGUCCUCCGUACUUCCAGUCUUUUUUGCCAAUGAAUGACGCCGUGGAGGAGGGGUACAGGCGGUACGCGUCGCUCAUAACGACCGACGGCCGCGCGCCAAUCAUUGCACCCGUGGGGUCAGCCUUUGAGCUCGUGUAUGGCGCCGACCGCGAUCUGUGGUACCGCCUCUACGACCGGGACGCCACCCAUCCCUCUGCUCUCGGCACCUACCUCGCGGCCAUCGUGGUCUACGCCAGCAUCACAGGCUUGUCGCCGGAUGGGCUGCCGAGCGCACUUGGCAUCUCCGGAGCGGAGGCCGAGCUGCUGCAGGGCAAGGCUGCGGAGGCGUUGGCCUCAGUGUAG
Molecule: messenger RNA, 609 nt
Organism: Emiliania huxleyi CCMP1516
Lineage: Eukaryota; Haptophyta; Isochrysidales; Noelaerhabdaceae
Exons: 1
Source: RefSeq, a predicted model, not a curated record